Messenger RNA from Mangifera indica (mango), 1406 nucleotides. RefSeq names its product transcription termination factor MTERF4, chloroplastic-like. Gene Ontology annotation, biological process: chloroplast organization; regulation of DNA-templated transcription. Gene Ontology annotation, cellular component: chloroplast. The transcript has a single exon. The record is from RefSeq and is a predicted model, not a curated record. Gene Ontology annotation, molecular function: double-stranded DNA binding. Lineage: Eukaryota; Viridiplantae; Streptophyta; Magnoliopsida; Sapindales; Anacardiaceae. Bases 193 to 1332 code for a protein of 379 amino acids.
AACCCUAAAACUGAUCAAUACAGGAACCUAGUCGUUUUGAAGAGACGGCUGCCUGGUUUCGGUCCCAAUCUUUGACAACCACCUGGUUUCGGUCUGAAUCUUUCCAUUUCACUAUCACAGGCAAGCUUUGUUUCUGUUUACUCUUAUUAUUGGUUUGCUAACAACUGCUAAAACCUCUUCAGAACCCACAUAAUGAAAACCCUAAUAUCACUUUACUUGAAGAACUCUCUGCACCUUAGGAAACCACUGAUUGCAUAUUCGAUUUCUCUCCAUUUCUUCUCUACUACUUCUUCUUCUUCUUCUAGCUCAAAACCUAAAAUUCCCUUGGCUGAUUACUUAAUCAAAAAGCAUAGUUUCUCUCCUGAAGCCGCCUUAAAAGCCUCCUCCCUCCAAACUCACCUAACAAAUACUAAAAAUUCGGAUUCUCUACUGUCAUUUCUCAAAGAAAGUGGUUUCCCUAGUUCCCAUAUUGAGAUAAUGAUUGGAAAGGCACCUCAGAUCCUCUCUUUCAAUCUUGAUCAUAAUAUUAAGCCCAAGUUUAAGAUUUUGCUAGACUUGGGAUUUUCAUCAACGGAAAUUGUCGAAAUAUUAACUGCUUAUCCCUGGGUUUUGACAAGAAGUGCGGAUAAUACAAUUCUACCGUCAAUUUCGGCGUUGAAGAGUGUUUUAGGAUCCAAUGCUACUUUUGUUAAGGUUGUAAAGAGAUGUGGGUGGUUUCUGACUUGUAAUUUGGAGAAGACUAUGAUACCUAAUAUAGAAAUUUUAAAGAGUUGUGGGAUUGCCAAUUCGCAGAUUGCUAGAUACACGUAUAGUUUCCCUAGAUUUUUUCUCCAUAAGCCUGAGAGCAUUAGGAAUUUUGUGAAAAGAGUUGAUGAAAUUGGAUUUGAUAGGAAAUCUAAGAUUUAUCUUCCUGCUAUUCGAGUAAUAAGUUCAAUGAACAGGGAGCUUUGGGAUCGAAAGCUGAAUCUUUUCAAGAGAUUGGGAUACAGUGAUGAUCAUAUUCUUUCAAUGUUCAGGAGCACACCCCAAGUAUUUUCUGUAUCUGAGAAGAAGACCGAGGAGAUAACCAAAUUGCUGCUUCAAAGAGGGAAUGUGGAUAUUUCACUUAUUGUUAACAACCCUGUACUCCUUCUAUGCAGUGUGGAGCGCAAGCUAAAACCUCGGCUAGAAGUUUUCGACUUACUGUCAAGUAAGAAUUUAAUUCAAAAGGAAACCAGUUUGGUUUCCAUUAUAAUGUCAUCUGAAACAAAGUUCAUAGAGAGAUUUGUGCUUCCUUAUUCUGAUGAGCUUGGAAAACAUAUUUAUUUUAGGUUACAAGUCCUCAAAAAAUGAAAUAAUAUUAUAGAUUUAAAAUUGAUCUUUUGAUAUUUGAGGGGCUGAUUUAUAUGAAAUUAUAAUUUUGCUCC